AGGGGUAGAUCCAACCUGGCACACCAUUUUCUUUAUCCGACGCCUCCUAUUACCAUUCUCCGUCCUUUCCGCCAAUCUUCUCCGCCUGUGCACACACAUAAUUUCCUCUCUCUCCCUCUCUCUCUCACUCACACACACAUACACACACACACAUACACGCACACUUUUUCUAAAUAUCUUCUUCUUACGGAGUCGCAAGGAAAGAAAUUUCAAAACUUUUCUUUCAAUUCACGGUAUUGAUGGAUUUGGAUUCCUAUCAUUAUGCAUCGAAUACCGAAAUUCUUAAUUCAUAGGUCAGAACAAAGAAAAACCCGAAUGAAAUCCAGCUCCAAUUCCGGCGGAAGUCGCCGCCAAGCCGCCUCCAAGCAGAAGCUGCCGAGACUCGAGCGUCGGAACGCCAAUAAUAACAUCAAUUACGAGUUAUAUCCCUCUACGCCCUCAACAUCGUCUUCAUCAUACUACUCAUCGGAGGACUCUUCACUUCGCACUCGGUCGCUCGAAUUGUACAGUGACAAGAAGAGCUUUCGCAUCGAGGGGAUUGAGGGUGAAAUUGAUAUUAUCUGCAAUGCGUUGGGGUUUUCUGGGGUAGAUGAUUUUGGGAUAUCUCCAGCGGAAUAUGAGAGUAUGAAGUUCAGAUCCUCUUCUGCUCCUCUUAUAGUUAAUCGGAAAAUUGAAGCUGAUACUCGUGAUAUUGAUGCUGGAAUUAAUGAUGAUGUUGGUAGUAGCAUACGUAAUGUAAUUAUUAGAGAGAAAAAUGAGGGUUUUAGUGAGAACCCUAGUGUUAGUGGUCGUGUUGAUGAAUUAACGGUCAGGUUUGGAGAUAGUGCAAGGGUAGGUGAUGAAAUUUCGAGUGAAAUUGUCAGUAGCGUAUUGAAUGAAUUUCGUGGAAAUGGUAGUAAGGGUGUCCGGCUACCCGUUCUGGCGCCAGUGCCUGCACUAACAUUGCCGGUGAUAGAAAACCCGUGCUCACCUUGGGACUUGCUAUUGAAAGGUGAAAGAGUUCCUGAUUUUGUGGUUAGUUUGGAGGGAGGUCAAGAAGAGGGGAGGCGUAUGAGGAGUGACGAGCAAGAGGAAGACAGAGAGGAGGAUAAUAUGAGAAUGGUAGUUAUGAGAAGCGAGAAUGUUAUGAUAUCAGAGUCACCUUCAUUUACAACUUCAAAUGAUGAUGAUUCUUCAAGUACUACGACAGAGCCCACGUCUAAUAUUUCUCCCAACGGGAGAUUUAGAUGCAUUAUUAUGGGUUGGCAGAAGGGUGGGCUCUUAGGUCGUGGAUCAUUCGGAACUGUGUAUGAAGGAAUUGAUGACGAUGGAUACUUUUUUGUUGUCAAGGAAGUAUCUUUGCUUGAUCAAGGGGACGAGGGUAGACAAAGGAUUAUCCAACUCGAGCAGGAAAUUUCUCUCCUCAGUCGAUUUGAACAUGAGAACUUAGUCCAGUAUUUUGGCACAUCAACGGUACUUUAUACCAGAAACAUUUUACGUGGAUUGAAAUAUCUACAUGACAGAGAUGUGGCCCACAGAGACAUCAGGUGUGCAAAUAUAUUGCUGGAUGUAACUGGAUCAGUCAAACCUUCAGAUUUUGGCCUUCCAGAGGGAUCCCCAUUAAGCAAUGUGGAAUCUUGCAAGAGAACUGCACUCCUGAGGUUGUUAGGAACAAGAAAUACGGGCUUGCAGCUGAUAGAUGGAGCCUUGGAUGCACUGUCCUAGAGAUGCUAAUUCAAA
Molecule: messenger RNA, 1719 nt
Organism: Olea europaea var. sylvestris
Lineage: Eukaryota; Viridiplantae; Streptophyta; Magnoliopsida; Lamiales; Oleaceae
Product: mitogen-activated protein kinase kinase kinase 1-like
Exons: 7
Coding region: 262-1704 (480 amino acids)
Biological process (GO): protein phosphorylation
Molecular function (GO): ATP binding; protein tyrosine kinase activity
Source: RefSeq, a predicted model, not a curated record